Molecule: messenger RNA, 3833 nt
Organism: Neopsephotus bourkii (Bourke's parrot)
Lineage: Eukaryota; Metazoa; Chordata; Aves; Psittaciformes; Psittacidae
Gene: PPP1R21
Product: protein phosphatase 1 regulatory subunit 21
Exons: 21
Coding region: 129-2540 (803 amino acids)
Cellular component (GO): early endosome; membrane
Source: RefSeq, a predicted model, not a curated record
GCGUGUGGGUGCCGUGGUGAUGUCAUCGCGCUCCCGCCACCUGAACCCGGAAGUGCGUCUUCCGUCCGCGGGCGUGCGGGGUUGGCGGCUGUGGUGAUACCGGGCUGAGCCGAGCCGGCGGCGGGGAGAUGGCGGCGGCCGCGGAGCUGCAGGGGAAGUACCAGAAGCUGGCUCAGGAGUACUCCAAGCUUCGAGCUCAGAACCAAGUACUGAAAAAAGGGGUUGUAGAUGAGCAAGCAAAUUCUGCCUCUCUGAAGGAGCAACUGAAGAUGAAGGAUCAGUCACUGAGAAAACUGCAACAAGAAAUGGACAGCUUGACCUUUCGAAAUCAGCAACUUGCUAAGCGGGUGGAGUUACUUCAAGACGAACUUGCAUUGAGUGAAGCUAGGGGCAAGAAAAACAAGAAAAGUGCAGAAUCCUCAUCUCAGUUGAGUCAAGAGCAGAAAAGUGUCUUCAAUGAAGAUCUUCAGAAGAAGAUAGAAGAGAAUGAACGACUACAUAUACUUUUCUUUGAAGCAGAUGAACAGCAUAAACGUUUAGAAGCAGAGCUGAGAACUAGACUUGAAGUUCUGGAAACUGAUGCUGCCCAGCAUCAAACUGUGGUGGACAGUUUAACGAGGAAAUACACAGAUACUAUAGAAAAGCUGCAGAAUGAUAAAACCAAAUUAGAAAUCAAGUCUCAGACACUAGAAAGAGAAGCUAAGGACUGUAGGCUUCGAACCGAAGAAUGCCAGCAACAGUUAAAGAAUCUUCAAGCAGCUUUGGGCAGUAGACUGGAAGAAUCUCUGUGCAUAAUCAAUGAAAAAGUCCCUUUUAAUGACACAAGAUCUAGCAGAUACAAUGCUCUGAAUGUACCUUUACACAACAGAAGAUACCAGCUUAAGUUGCGAGACCUUGCUGGCCAGGCACUAGCUUUUGUUCAAGAACUUGUAACAGCUCUUCUGAACUUCCAUACGUACACUGAACAGAAGGUCCAGAUCUUUCCCAUUGAUUCUGCAACAGACACUAUAUCACCGUUAAAUCAGAAGUUCUCACAGUAUCUUCAUGAAAAUGCUUCCUAUGUUCGCCCUCUGGAGGAAGGAAUGCACCACUUGUUUGAGAGCAUUACAGAAGAUACCGUGACCGUCCUGGAAACAGCUGUGAAAUUGAAGGGCUUCUCAGAACACUUAGCUUCCUACCUAGGCUUUUUGAGAAAGAUUCUUCCUUAUCAAUUGAAAAGUUUGGAAGAAGAGUGUGAGUCUUCUCUUUGCACAGCUGCUUUAAGAGCCAGAAAUAUGGAGCUACACAGAGACAUGAAAAGGUUGACUGCAGUCUUUGAGAAGCUACAUACAUACGUUAGUCUUCUUGUGUUACCAAGUACAAAACCAGAAGGACUUCUUAGGACAAAUUACAACUUGGUGUUUACAAACAUUGCUGCAAGUCUUCAUGGAUUUCAUGACAUUUUAAAAGAUAUUUCCAAGCACUACAGUCAGAAAGCUACUUUAGAACAAGAUGUUCCAACUGCCACACAGAAACUCAUAACUACAAAUGACUGUAUUUUAUCCUCUGUUGCUGCUUUAACAAAUGGAGCAGGCAAGAUUGCCUCGUUCUUCAGCAACAACUUGGAUCACUUCACUGCUUCACUGAGCUAUGGCCCUAAAGGAGGAACAGAGUUCAUCAGCCCUCUUUCAGCUGAGUGUAUGCUGCAGUACAAGAAAAAGGCGGUUGCUUACAUGAAGUCUUUGAAGAAGCCUUGUGCAGCUUCAGUGCCUUAUGAAGAGGCUUUAGCCAAUCGCAGAGUUCUUCUGAGUUCUACAGAAAGCAGAGAAGGUCUUGCACAACAGGUCCAGCAGAGUUUGGAGAAAAUUGCAAGACUUGAACAAGAAAAAGAACACUGGAUGUUAGAGGCCCAGCUAGCUAAAAUAAAGCUAGAGAAAGAAAAUCAAAAACUGAAGAACUCUCUUAGUGGACAUUUAACUGAAACUAUACAAGAGCAUUCUGUUUUGCCAAAUGCAGCUGAACAAAAGAAGGAAACCACAGAAAAGAGUCUGAGGGAACCUAUUAGGAGUACUAGUCUGAUUGGAAUGUUGACUAUAACUACUGAUAAUGAAAAGACUCCAGAUGUUGAGUCUCGUGAAGAUCUGAUAAAAACCCACUAUAUGGCAAGGAUAGCAGAACUUACUUCUCAUCUGCAGCUUGCUGACAGCAAGUCGGUACACUUUCAUGCUGAGUGUCGAGCACUUGCCAAAAGGUUGUCUUUAGCAGAGAAGUCCAAGGAAUCGCUCACAGAAGAGUUGAAGCUAGCUAGUCAAAACAUCAGUAGGUUACAGGAUGAAUUGAUGACAACAAAGAGAAGCUAUGAGGAUCAGUUAAGUAUGAUGAGUGACCAUCUCUGCAGUAUGAAUGAAACCUUAACUAAACAAAGGGAAGAGAUUGAUACACUAAAGAUGACUAGUAAGGUAAGUUGCCAGGUGGCAAUUUGGCUAAAGUUUGGAGUUCUGUGGGUGGCAUUCGACAUUCCUGCAGCACUAACCUUUAACAAACUGAUUCCCAAGUUGUAGUUCUUAUUCUCAGCCAAUUGGAAAGAAAACUCCAAACCUGUGAACUUAAAUGCCCGCUUAAGUUCUUUUCCAAGCAGGGAGUCUACCCAUUUAUCAGAAGCAAGUUUUUGACUUAUCUUAGUGUUAAUGAUGAAAAACACCUAUGUCUGCUGUUUUGAGCAGUCAGUGAUUAAUCCAUGUUAUAUCUUUAUUCUCACAGUUCUAGGGAGAUGUCUAGGCAGAUGUGAAGGCCUCUAUUCUUCCCUCAUCUGGCUGUGAAACUAAUAAACUAACGUUAUUCUCCUUAACUGUGGAAUGUAUGGAAGCAGGUUUCACUGAAGGGUUAAAAAUAAAGUAAAAAUCCAUGUUUUGAUUAAAGAUCCUGUGAUGGGGAUUUUAAUUUUUUUAGGGUAAACCCUUCCCCCCAUUUAUAAAACUUUUCCUUCAGUUAUCUGAGUGGCUUGACUUGGCAUCAUAAUCUUUAAAACUACAUUUUGUUGUCCAAGCUCUUGUGUUUUUAGAGAGAAGCUCUUGGCUGCAUACUGACCAUAGCACUUCAUGUUUUUAUAAGAUGUUUUCUGGAAUUUUUCACUUGUCAUACUUUUAAGACUUGAAGUGGUACUCUCUCUGUAAGGAGGGAGUUCAGAAUCUCACAACAGUACAUUCAGGUUUUCAAAUGCAGAAGGCGAUUGGGUUGAAACCAAAACGGUGCAGUUCAAGCCAUUAUCACUUGGAGGGGGUUGCUGGUUAGUUUAAAAACAAGUGUUAUCUUCAGGAAAUAGGAAGACAAGAGAAUUGCCAGCAAGUAACUAUUGUACAAAAGUUUAUUUUAAGCUACACAUUUGCUUUGUGGAAUUGUUGCAAAUCAAAUGUGAGUUGGUUAGUUGUAGAACAAAUUCAUUUCUCAAGUAGGAAUAGUUUGUAUAGGCCAAGUUAAAUUUGUUUUGGAACAAAAGGAUAGGGUGGGGGAUUAAUUUUAAUUUGAGGCAAUUAUCCUAUGAGGUUUAUAUUUGACAUGGCACUUACGUGAAUUAUGAUUUAACUUACCUUCAUGGCCCUUGAAGUAUUAGUGAUGUUGAUGCAAUUCAGUGUCGUGGGAUGUAACUCAGAUGUCUUCUUUUCUACAGAUUUCAGUUAAAGUAAGGUACUGUUGUGCUUAUUUGAAGUAUCUGGUACUUUCCUGUCAUGCUUGUAAAGAUAAGAGGGAUUUUGAGAGCAAGCAGUUACAAGCUUCCAUUAUUAAAAGCCUAUGGACUGUUUGAGUUUGACCAUACUUCUUUGCUGUAGGCAUAAAUUAUCAAACAUAAGGGUGUA